CCAACGCAGUGGCAUUACUCAUAAAUUCUUGUUUAAGGGUUUAUAUAUUAAUAUAAAAAACAAAUCUUCUUUGGAUUCAUAGCAAAACAAACGACUCAAGAAAAUCUAUACUCUUCUGUUAAAUACGACAAAUAUAAUUCAGAAAAGAAAAAGAAGAGAAUGGGAAAGAAGAUGCUGAAUUUGGAAGAACAGUGUAAGAUAGUCAACAUGUUGAAAUCCUCAUCUGAACAAAAAUCAAUCGAAGAGGCUGUCACCGAAUUCUUUAGCAAUUCCAUGCUCCGCCAAUUUAAUGUCUGCUAUUCUCCCUCUCUUUUAUUGCAGGACAAAAUGAUGCUUAGUUCUACUGAGCGAUUGGUUGCAUUUGCUAUUCUUCACCGAAGCUAUUCAUCUCAAAAGUCUGCUGCAAACCCAUUUAUUUCUUUUCUUGUAAAUGCUGCAUGUGAUGAUGUAUCUGAAAAGUAUGAGAGGGCAUUUAUUCUCCAUUUGCUAGGCUCUGGCAACUCCAACAGCAGUACAGAGUUUCUUAAACAGUCUGCUUCAGAUUACAUCAAGAAUUUUGAUCCUUCAUCCCAAACUUUCCCACAACGAGAGCAGUUACAGCAACAAUAUUUUGAGAAAGUCCAUCCAGAACCAUACACUUGCUUAUUUAAAAAUACUGCAGUGAAAAAUAUGUUGGCCGAUCCUGAUGUUCCUUGUGAUUGUGAUGUAAAUUCAGCAGAGUUCGAUUUACAACCUGGAGGCAAAUCUAAACUUGGAUCUGGGGACAGAGAUGAAGCCUUAAGUGGAUUGGUAGCUAAUUUGUCAUUGGAGGGGUUAAUUCCACAUUGCGUGAGGCCUGUUCGACCUAGGUUCCCAGUGGAUGAGAAGGAGCUUGUGUGGCUCAACCCUGAUAACAAUCAUGAGCUUCAAUGGGAUCAAGGGAUGUGUGCUGAUACUAGCAGAGGAGCAGCAGUGAGAGACUUAAUUGCAAAGGCUUUGAAGGGAUCACUUGCACCCAAACAACAAGAGCAAGUCUUGGUGGAGCUGGCUAAUGACCCCAAGCUUGUCUAUCAUUGUGGAUUGACUCCAAGGAAGCUACCUGAAUUGGUGGAAAACAAUCCGCUUAUUGCUGUUGAGGUUCUGACCAAGUUGAUAAACUCUCCUGAAAUUGCUGAGUAUUUUACAGUUCUUGUUAACAUGGACACGAGUCUACACUCCAUGGAAGUUGUGAACAGGCUCACAACUGUGGUUGAACUUCCAAAGGAAUUUGUACGUAUGUACAUAACUAAUUGUAUAUCAUCCUGCGAGAACAUCAAGGACAAGUACAUGCAGAACAGACUUGUGCGACUUGUAUGUGUUUUCUUACAGAGUUUAAUCAGAAACAGAGUAAUUGAUGGUAGGUAUGGUAUUGCACUUUUAGUGAAAGAUGCUAUGUUAUUUGUCAUUUUGAUCUGUGUGUGCGUGCAUAGUGUUAAGGAUCUGUUUAUUGAAGUUCAAGCCUUCUGCAUUGAGUUUUCAAGGAUUAGAGAAGCGGCAGGUUUGUUUAGGCUUUUGAAGACCUUAGAAUAAGUGAUCCUUGUGUCUUUUCUAUUCCUCCUCCGUUUAAACUCAUUCCUACAGUGAGUGUAGAUAGUAUGGUCGUUGUCACCGUCUUCCUUUGGGAUCUUACUGCUCCCUUUAGCUUUUUCCAAAAGCCACAAAUUUCAAAUACUAACUGCACUUUGGUCUUUAAACAAAGAGGUGGUAUUCUAGCAAGCAUCUAUGGCAUAUACACACACAACUAUAAUGAAAAAGGGGGGUGGGGGGUUGGAAGGGGAUUGAUUUGAAUGUGUAUUUCACUUCACCUUCUGGUAGGCGAGUGAUGUUGAUUGGGAAUAUGCUUAUUAAACUGUAAGUAUAUAAUUUUUCAGAAGUUUUGGUCAUUUCAUCUGAAUACUGAAUCUAUGAUAAUGAUACUUUUUCCUAAAAUUGUCU
Messenger RNA from Durio zibethinus, 1953 nucleotides. RefSeq lists its product as uncharacterized. Gene Ontology annotation, cellular component: CCR4-NOT complex. The record is from RefSeq and is a predicted model, not a curated record. Lineage: Eukaryota; Viridiplantae; Streptophyta; Magnoliopsida; Malvales; Malvaceae.